GUGUCAUCAGACUUCCACAAAAUCAACAGGUAUAGAUUUUUCUCACUGCGUUAAAGAUCUUUUUUAUCAUUUACUUUGAUUCGUAUUUUAUUCCGAUCACAAAUCAAUUUUUCUCUUUAUUUGUGGUAUUCUUUUCUUUUCGGUGCUCGUUACAGUAACCUAACUUAAGAAUAUUUAAUUCCGUCCGAUGCAAAACAGCUCAGGAGCCUGAAAUUAGGUCAUUUAAUAUCUGCUUUCCCUUUUUCUCACUAAUUUAUCAUAUAGACAUUUAUAUAGAUAUUCUUCCGCUCUUUUGUGCUUAAAGUCUGGAAAUGGAACCAGGAGCAGCGACUGGUCUCACACCGAGGUAUUUGGGCCGACACUUAAAGUUUUGAAGACAGGUGAUAACCAACAUACUGGUGGAAGACAACGUUUACGUCAAGAAAUAUUGCCAAGUAUUUUUUCGGUGACUGGUCCACAUCCACCAUUGCAGCAAGCCCUUGUAAUGGAAAAGCCAAUACCAGCUGAAAGAAACACCAUCUCCACGUCAAGUCUGCAUCAAAAUUAUGGAACAUCAUUCGGGCUGCAGACGUUCUCUUCCGCACUCACACCUCAGUUGAACACUUCGAAUGACUUGAUUGUAGCUUCUCAGCGAUCACACCAUUUGUGUUCGGCAGAGGCUAUGGUAACAUCCCAACAAUUCUGUUCAAACGAAACAUCGACAGAGGGACUUAACCUUUGGUCUGCGGACCCACAUCUCUCCCGUGGGUGUUCACUUCUGGACUCCCCUCCACCAGGUACAGUAAAUAAUGUAAUAGUAAAAGGGGGAAACCCCUCUUGAGGCCUGAAGCGGUAACUUAGCUGCUGUAAUCUGGGUUAAGAGAUCCGGGCUCGAGCCUAGGCCAGGUCAUUGUGUUGUGUUUUUUUAAGAGAAAAAUGAAACUCUCACAAUGUAUUUCUCCACCCAAGCACAAUUAGGUGAAAAUUGCUGGAGAAUUGUCGUUGAUGGAUCAAUGAAUGCGAUUUCUUAUUGUUCCCAUUGAUCCGUCUGUUCAGUCUUGAAUCAUUGAAAAAAAUGUUCUUAUUUAUCAGUUCUGGAAAACAUAUGGGCAACAACAGAAAGUCUUGAAAAAGGAGGAAGAAUUAGGCUAGUUUUUGGCCAAAACACAACAUGUACCUGAAUUUGACAUAACGAUUUACAUGCCGAAAUCUUUAAGUAGGGCAAGUAUAGACAAUCACAUCUACAGGUGCUAGUCAGUGCGCUAUAAAAUCAAUUUCCAAAUUUGGUCAAUCGUCAAAACGAGAUUAAAAUUUAUGUUGGUGCAGGUCAUGCACAAUUCUGACAGUUAGUAAGUCUAGUUAGUUUACCAAUGGUUGAUGCCCUAUAGCUCCAGAUCUACCCAACGAAAACCUGGCGCCCAAAGAAAAGCUAAAAACUCUUUCUUUUCAGAUUUUUGUUUUUCUGCGUACCUGCUUUUAUUUAAGUUCAGUUUGUUUUGUGCUGUCGUUUUUGGUUCUGUGGUUCCAGGGCAUAAGUUGUUUCGUAGAGAUAUUUUUCAUGCUGACUCGUUCAGCGACAAUACCAGCAUCUGGGGCUCGUAUUUGCUUGAUUUAUUAAUCUCUGGAAUUGCCAUUGUCACUUGCGGCUCUGGAACAGAGUUUGCUCCGCGGUAUGUUUUGGUUCCUGACUUUGUUGAGUGUUUGAUUCAUAGUCGCAGGAGCUCAACGCUAAAUUUUACAGUAUUUGGUAUUGUCAUUAUAUUGGGUGGCUUUAGGGCAUACGUCACUUAAUGUGUUUGUUGUUGUUGUUUUUCUUAAUUGUGUGUCAUACGUAAGGGGCUAAAGUAUGUUACUAAAGUAAAGUUUCAUGGCCACUUUGUAUACCUGAAUAUAUGGGAUGAGAAACAGAAAAAACACCUUGCUUCUUAUCGUGUCGUUUUCUACACUACUUGAUUAUUGACAUAAGGUAAGGUAGAUUCUCUUUUCUAAUGCAAUGUCAAGAGGGGUUCCUAAACUCCCCUUCGGAUUUCCCAACACCUAGACCACCUUUCCUAGGCUUCGUGGAAGAUUUCACCUGACGUGACGACUUAUCCUUGUUUCACCAAGUUCAGAUCGUCUGAAAAUUCACUCGGAAGUUUACCAUUGUUCUGCUCGUGAAUACUAACAUGUACGCAGCUGCGUGAGACGAAUUGCACGAUUUAACCCUUCCAAAGAAAUCAUCAUUAAUUAUGAAUGGGGCGACAAUCCAUCUAUUCAUUAACCAACAGGUUUUCAAUAAAUCUCUGGAUUUUCCGCAUUUUCUUGAUUUGUUACCUUUAUUGUACCUUUACUCUUCGAGAUCGAAAGUUGCGGUCUGUGGUUUUCCAAUCAAAUAGCGCCUUGUGUCUAUAACAUAUUCGAGUUGACAUGCGUUAAGUGUCUCUUUAUACUGACAGCUCCAGUGUUGUACUACAAUAAUAUUCUUCUGUGUUGGUUUAUCAUAUUUUUUUUGUUUGGAAUUUCUUAGCUUUUUGUGGGUUUACUUUUUUAGAUUGGGGCCUGUGGUUGGUCUUCAUUCACAGUUUCCCGUAAGCGUGCUCAUUUUCCUCUAUGGCCGCCAGUCCCCUGCAUCUUAUAUAGGGAGCAUAAAUUGGUGCCUUUAAAUUUGUUUCAAAAAACAAGAUAUGGUUAAUUCGUAUCCAGUUUUGCUGAUAAAUGAAUCAUCAGUCAUGAGGCAGAGGAGUUUGUAAAUAAAGACAACCAUAAUUACACUAAUGAUGGUAUUAAUUAUUAUUUGUAAUGCUUUUUCCAGACAGUAUCGAAAGCAGUCUAUGUCAGAAUACCACGCCGCCAUUUAGGCUAAGAACCAUGCUCACUUCGGAGACUUCAGAGGUGAAAUACAACUUAGUUAAAUGUACAUUAUGAGCCAUGGAAAAGGGGCACAGAAAGAUACGGAAAUCUAUCCUGAGAUAACUGAUUUGAGAAGUGCUUCAUGAAGUUUUGUUGGCAAAUGUUCAGACGUUCAGCAUGAAAUCAUAGAAAAAUAAGUUUUGAAAUGAUGUCAAUGGUAGCACAUUCUAGAUUAUCCGAUGUAAAUCAUAGUGUUUAUUUCAAUAGGUCUAUGACAGUGCUGGCUUCUCUUCGGAUAUCCUAACCACCGAUAGAAAUUCUGGAUUUGAUCAAGACUUUUCUUUUGGUAAGAAAUACACAAUGUGCUUGCGAGCCGGCUUUUACCUAAAACACAUCUACAAAUGAAAGGUUGUGCGAAUUUUCGUGUCUCUAUCCAUGUUAUCUAGUUAAGUGAACAUUCAAAUUUCGUACCUUUAGCAUGGCCUCAGGAGUCUGGAGAGAGCAUGCAUCUUAUAAAGAUGGCAGAUUAAUUGGGGAGGACUUUAGUGGGGAUGGUGUCUCAAUUCUGUUUCUUGGCAUCACAGGAUCAUUGUAGUUUAAUACAAUCAUUGUAAAUUCAAAUUUUAUAUUGUAUAGUAUAUCCACGAGUUCACUAUAACGUCACUUUGAUUAUCUCACUCUCAAUUUGUUCCUUCGUUGUUUUUGAAAUCGCUGGAAAUACAAUCGAUAACUUUCUAAAGCAAUCAACGCAAUCAAUGUUUUCUUUUAAUACUGCAUUAUACGAACAGAAAAGAAAUGUGAUACCCGUUUAUCUGGUAACAGCGUCUCAACUAGCUUGUGCAUGUAGGCUUUUGCGAUAUGUGUUGUUAAAAGGUGCUUCAGUCCGAUCUAGAGUCAAGGAGAAUUAUUUAAGCGUCACAUAUUUAUUUCUUUUAUUGUCUUAAUCAAUGCUCUGUAGAGGAUCUGCUUCUAUGUGACGAGGUUUCUGACGAUGUGAAGCUUUAUUUUCCUGUUGGUCCGGAAAAUACUCCAUCAGAGGUAAAGAUUUCUAUGAUAUAGCAAUGAAAGUCAUAUUACUCAACCAAAACAACAAAAACAUAAAUUUUAUUGAAGUCAAACUGAGAUGUAGUCCUUGUUGCUCCGCGUCAGCAGAGCUGUUCCAGUCGGGCUAAUUAACAACACACGUCCAUGAAUAUGACGACUAACGAAACUUUACAGGAAUUCAUUAGCUGAAGGAAAAUUGAAUUAAAAAGGGUAGCCUCACUUAUUUGUAAUUCUCUCCUACAACAGCUUUUUGUUUUGAAUAAAUCGAACAGUCCGGAUAUUUUCUUUCUUUUCCCGCCAUCAAUAAUCUGAAUGCCUCUCUCCUCCAAAUAAUGUUUAACUAUCCCACGUUGAAUUCGGAGAAAUCCUCACUCAUUUUCAUUACCACGGCUGUUUUUCCUGUAAAGAGGAGAGAGACUUCGCACUUAGACUCGUUCUCGUGCCUUUAUUUCGGCACCAGAUCUCUGAGUCGUGAGAAAUUGGAAAUAGUAUGCUUCUGUAACAGCGAAGGCAGGCGCUCUGUCGUUUAAAAGGAAAUACGUUGUAAAAGUCUCUCGAUUUUAUUUCUUCCCAAUUUCCUUGUGAUUACUUCGGUUACUUCUUUUGCUUCGAUUUUACUUCACUGUACAAAUAAACUAAAUAAAAUUUUUGGAACCAGGUACUGCCUCGUCCUCCACGUCCGCGUUAGAGGACCAUUGAUAAGAGGGCGAUCUCCGUGUCACAGGAAAUUAUGAUAAGUUUGAGCUCCUAACGGCUCAGUUGUUUUACCGAGCUUUUUUCCCCCCGUUGCUGUGCAUUUCUUUCCAAAAGUGCAAAUUAGUUCAUAAACUACAAAUAGAUGGGAAUUUUUCUUAGUUUAAAUAUUUGUAAUGUAGUUAGAUUAAAUUCUUGAUUAAGUAGCACGAGGUAGUAUGGUAUAUGUUGUAGAAAUGUUCUCCCCCUUUAAAAUAAUAGUAAUAAAAAACAGCACCAAUAAUAUUUCUGUGCUCGCAUGAGCAAAAAUAAUGCAGGUUCUAAAUCAGGUUUUGGAGUGAAAAUCCAGAGACGAACAAACAGUAAUUUCAGAGUAACAGCGAAUGUCUAUAUGCAGUUAAUUUGAACAUACUAAGCCAAACAUAUUUCAAUUUCUUAGCUUUUAUCUGUUACCACCUUUUGCGCUAACCUGUUUUGUUUCUGAUUUUUGCAGAUACCAGAUUUUGAGGACUAUGUAAUGGAAGAUGAUAAUAACCUCACAGGUAUGUCAACUAAUUUAGUUGACUUAAAUUUGAAAGGUAACAAGACCCAUAUUUGCCAGGUGCCUCUCUAAGAAAGGUGCAGCUUCAGUUGCUCUCUCUGAAAGGUAACAGGAUUGCAAGAUUGCAUGUGCGAGAAGCUUCUAUCAAUUCGACAACAGUAGCUUGUAGUAGGGGAGCAUGCUAUACCUUUCUUUGAAAGUAGCUGGAUUAAAAUGUGUAGAGCAGUGAGGACCGUAUGUCACAUGUGGUGCGCCGUAAAUAAAGCUAAAAGAAAUCGAGAACUGUUAAAGUCGUUUUGCUUUGAGAAAUGUUAAAUUUUUUGAUUAAAACAUUUUGCACAUCAACGAGGCUUCAUAGGAUUUUUCUGAGGGCGCGGGAUCUGGGUACGAACAUAGCACAAGUUGCAUAAGUGUCAACAUGCAAAACAAAGAUGGCGGCUCGACGCGAUCGCACGAUUGUUCUCUGAAAAGGUGUGUUAAAACAGUUUGACACGAUACAGUUUUUAUAUGAAAGAAUCUAGGGUUCCAGCAAGUGCACCCGUAAUAUUCAUAGGCCUUCUACGCCUGAAAAAGAGGUCAACCGGAAAGGAAACAACGUGAGAAAGAUUACCAAAAGGCGACAGAUUUGAAAGUUUACGCAUGCUCAGAUAUAGAUUUUGGCGAAGUGCUACUUAAUGAUGUAAUUUUUUGGGAGUGAGAGAAAGGGGAUCUUUCCAAUGAGAUUUAUCGCGUUUCCCUCGGAAAUUUUUUAAUCGGCCCAGUCUUAACCACAGUUAAUAUAGUUCCUAUCAAAUAGCCCAUAUUUGUUAAAAUCUGUCAGAGCUGACCGAUCAUAUUUAGAAAUAUGACAAAUCAGAGAAUAUUGGCAAAACCGUCUGAACGACUUUACAAUUAUAAGAUCUCAAAAGAUCAGGUAAUAUUGUUCUAUAAUGUGGCAAAAAGCAAAGACAUUUCACUGAGGGAAUGUAAAGAUCUUAACGUGUUUCGGCCAAAAAUUGGAAUAUAUCUGCCUUUCAUUAGAGAUGAUGAUGCCAUAGUAACGUCCUUGAUCUAAAAAUUGACACUCAACAUCGUUAGCCGAACUGGUAAAUAUCUUGAGAGAAAACGUUAAGAAUAAUUAACUAGGUUUCCUUUCGUAACUCGCGCUGUAAAGGAAGAAUAGGGAGCCAUCUUUUAAAAGUGCCUUCUUACUUUUCUUAAAAGUGAAUAGGCGCUGAAAAGUGAUUAUUACUGCCCUUCUACACCGAAGAUGGUUAAUUUUCAACAGAUUCUUUCGUUUACAUUCAUCAUAGUGUUUUAAGUGGUGAACAAAUAUUUUUCUCCAUUUAAAAAGUUGACAGCAAUUUUCCAUUUUCUAUUUGACAAAAGUACCAUGUUGCCAUGAAUUUAUUCAACAAUGGAUCACAGAUGACAUCAAAGUGUUUUGAGAACAAAAACGUGGCACAUGAGGCAUAGCCAAGAUUGUCACUGAUUUUCUUAACAUGUUCAUUCUCCUGUCAACUAUUAAUGUACAGAACGAUGGCAACAACGAAUUUAGUUGUUUAUUAUGAUAAAGAGGCAAAAUUUGUUAAUGGUGACAUAACAUAUGCGUCUGUCUUCGAAAAGACCAUAAGAAACAGGCAAUCAAGAUGCGUGUGUAAUUCUAAUCAGUUUAUGUAAAAAAAAAAUUAAAAUGAUAAAUAAACAAAAUUUAAGUAUGUAAAUAAAAGAAAGUGAAACUAUAAAUGGUAUUUCUAUUGCAGGAAGUACAGAAAUUAGAGAACUUCAACUCUCUCUUCAAGGAUCCUUGUUGAAUUCCACUGAGGUAAUAUUUAUCACAAUGAAUGAAAAAUUUAUCUACUAAACUAAUGGUGUGCGAAAAGUGUUAAGAUUUGGGAUAAAGGAGACUAGGCUAGCAGAAUUGCCCCAUAAUAAAAACAUUUGUUUAUGCCCGCCAUUGAAUCCCACAGAUUAAGAACAAAAUGAAGAUAUGAUAAAAGUUAGAAAAAUUCAGAUAGGGUUUAGGCUUUAGUACAUUAUGCUGGUAUUUUUUCGAGUAUGAGGUCAUUUUACUGGAAUUCUUCCCGAGAAUAUUUUUGGGGUAGGUCAGCACUUUUAGGCAUCAAGACUCAAGAUUAGAAAAAGGCAGGCCAUGUUGUCCUUCUAUCUAUUCAUUUACACCUUUAUUUCACAUUUAAAUACUCUGUUAAAAUGUUGGAAUAAAUAAAAUACAAGUAUCUGUUUAAUGAGCAAUAUCCGAGCAUUGUAGAGACUUGUAAAGGGGAAACUUAGCAUUUUUGUGGGAAAAAGAGGAGCAUUAAUUUAUGUGGGGAGGCAAAAUCAUUAUGUACAAAAGUCUAAUAGGGUUUUUUUUUAUAGUGUUGAAUGUAAAGAAUCAAAAAGGAAGUUGGGUUUAAAUUGAAAGUAUUCUCUUAUCGCCUAAGUAUAGCAAGAUGGGUGUUUUAAAUGUUCGAUCAGUGUUUUCAAGCCUAUCAUUACAUGACUUUACAUUGUUUCUUUUAAUAGAUGUCUGACUGCUCAGCCGAUAAUCGCAAUACUACUAGUGGUAUUUCUGGACUUGAUCACAACUUGUCUUCAGGUAAGAGGCUGUAAAACAUGCUUGCAGCUUUGCGUGGAAAGUUACUCAAAAUAUCUUCAUAAAUUCUUACACAUUUACUUCUAUAAGUAGACGUUAAUAGGACAAAGUGGAGUACAAUUCAGGAAGUAAUCGGGUGAAUGAUUUCAAAUUGGCGUGAGGUUAAUUUGAAAUUAUACUAAAAUUUUUUAAUCUGUAAUGAUCAGUGAUGCGCCAUAAUUUCAGAGGAGGCAACAAACGAGCUGGUGGGAAUUUACAGAAAUUGUAUGUCCAUGAUUUUUUUUAAAAUCUCAUUGAUGUUCUGCAGAUGAUCUGUCGCCACAUGAAGAUGAGUACUUUGACUUAAGUGUCACGCCGAAAAGAGUUCCCUUGAAGGUAAGGGUUUACAAAAAUUAUUGUGGAGAGGUAUUUGUUAUUGUAUCAGUGCACACCGUAUGUGAUUUAAAUGCUUAUUCAGGUGGCUUUCUGUCAUAUGCAUGUUACAAUGCUAUAAAUGUAUGGGAAUUCUGGUAUGGAAAUCACCCAUGAUGAGGUUAUUCUACUGCGAAAUCCUAUAAACAUAGAAAUGAAUAAAGAAACAAUUAGUUUGACAAUUGGUUUCCGUGUUUACAUAGCCUGAUGUAAACACGCGGCAGGUUGGGAGAACACGAGAUAAGCGUACUUAAUAGUUAUUGAACUGUUAGAGAAAUUCUGGCUGUAUCGGAAUGGAUUAGCUGUACAUGGUAUGGUGAUCAUACUGAUCGUCUUAGUGUUCGUAAUGCCACCGAUUUCUGUUUUCCAGGGUGGUGGAUUGUGUCGUUUUUCAUCUAGUCGAGCGUUUCCGAGGAAUGUUCAGUCUGCAUUUGCUAUCUUCGAAAAUCUAGACACUGUUGAAGUUAAGAGGUGUGGCGAAGACUCACUUGAUGGAGACAAAAUUCCACGUAUGUUGAUUUUUACUGCUUAUACAGUAGAUAGUUGGAAAUCGUGGGGGGGGGGGGGAUAUUUGGUUGGAUCGUGUAGUCUGAUCGUCCGGAUGAGCGUAGGACCAAAUAUUCCUAUGAGCAAAUUCAAUUAUGAACUUCGAAAUGUGUCUGCCUGGCUGCGAGCUAUAAUCUUUGGGCCCAAGCAAAAACGUUUCCCUCAAUUAAAAUCACUAAAUGUAGAUAAUCAUGUUGUAGAGCUAGGAGAUAUAACAAAAUUUAUAGCAGUUUAUAUAUAUCAACUCUCAACAUAGAAAACACGCAAAUAUCUUAUUUGUAAAAGACAAUUGCCAUUUCUACUGGGUUGCAGUAUGUAGCUAGCUAUUAUUAGCCUUAAAAUUCUCUCCGCUCGUUUUAUUACGCAAUAACUUCGCAAUAUAUCACAAACUGUAGUCUAAUCUGGGCCUCAACCUAUAUCGCAUAUAUACGAAUAAUUUAUGUACUUCAAAAGUGUGUUGUUCGAUUAAUUUCUAAGGCUCAAUAGGGAACCCCUGGUAAACUCCUCUUUAAGUAAUUAAAAAAUGCUACACAUUCAAAGUAAUUAUUUGCUUUAGGUUAGCUCCUUCAAGUAUCUUAUCACAAGAAUCUGUUACUAUUUUUUUUUCUUUAGAAUUUUUAACCUGCCAAUCAAAUCCAUCAUCACUGAACGAAAAACGCAGAGUUUUACGACUCCUUUACUGAUCUCACCAUUGCGGAACCAAUGCAAAAAAAAUUUUUCCAAGAACAUAAAAUAUGGAACUCCAUACCCUCUUCUAUAUUUGGGAUUUAUAUACACGGUACACUCUUUUUGGCUCUACGAGAGGUAUGCGUCAUCCGCAAUUUUGAUCAUGAUAGUCAUUGAUUUUGCUUGUUCUAUCAUCAUAGCUUCCGAAACGCCAGGAUGGGUCAAAGUAUCUUUACGACGAGCAGAUGGUAGAGAGCUAGGCGAAACGGAAAUUUGUUACUACGAUAAAGAUAAAGAGGCUGUUGAACGGAUAAUUGAAGAACCAAAGUUACAGGAGUAUUUUUUUCGAAAGUAUUCUGAGAGGUUGAGUAAUCGUAACAAUACAACAGGCAGUGGAGCUGACGCCCAAAACUCCGGAGUUUGUGGUGAGUGGCGCAUCACUGAGUACUUCUAGUUUUCAUAAAAAACCAAUUGACCCAAAUCAAGGCAGAAAUCCUGAAUGGUUAAAUUUUUUUUUUAAAAAAAGUCGAGAAAUCUGUGGGGCUUUAGUCUUGAAUCAAUCUCACAAUCAAUCUUACUAUCAAUCAAUCAAUCAAUUUUAUGAUUCAUGCAUCAUUUGGUAAAUAAAGCCCUUCAGCUGCCUGUUAUGUCGGCUGAUAGUUUCCGCGGCCGAGAUAUAUUGUCCGAGAUAUGAAUAUUUGAAUUACAAAUAAACAAUAGCCUCGAUAUGACGCGACAGUAUGCAUAGAUAUUUGAUCGCGGAUACUAUCUGUUCCAAGAUGCGAACAGUUUUAAGCGAGCGAAGCUCAUUGAAAACUGUAAGCAAAUUAUCCUUCAAAUAUUUAUUAUGUAUUAUCCUUCAAAUAUUUUGCAAUGCGCGUAGUAAGUGUCUUUUGAGCAGAUUACUGUAUGCAGCGUGGAAUGUUUUCUUUUGAGUGUUUUCUGGUACGACUUAAUUAACAAAAAAAAAGGUUUUCCUUCUUUUGUAACAACCACUUAACCUUCUCUCCUCUUGAAUACAUCUGAAACAAUGACUAAUCGUAGUGGACGUAAGGUUUGAAGUUUUGGCUGAGGGAUAUUCGGUCAGGUGCUGCGUUCAGACCAAUCGCGUUCGAGCAAAAAUAUUUGAUGGAACAUAAUCAUAUACACCCUUCAGUUUUUGAAAAUAUGAAAUGAUAAAGCAAUCAACUCCUUCCUUGCGUAUGGUUCUGUCAUACUUAAUAUUCAUCUUUAGCAAGAUUUUAUAUCUCUGUGAAAACAAUUUUAAAACGUUGUUCUGGUUUCACACUGGACUUUGAUUUUAUUAGAAGUGUUAAUAGAAUAGUGGAAUUAAUUUAGCAAUUAAAUGUUCUUGCUAGGCAGUUAGUCAGUUAGUUCUUAGCUUAGGGAAUUCGCUUGAUGAUUGUUUCCGGCUGCCCAUGAUUGUAAACACCCUCUUUUAUUUAGGUUCCACAGAACCUGAGCAGAUGUUAUGCGUCUUAGUUUACGCUGCAGCAGAAAUUGGUCGUCAACAAUUCAUUGAAAUGAUCUUCAACUCAUCCGCCGGAAGAGUAGUUUAUGACCAUUACAAAGACAGCUCAGCUCUUCCCGAAGCUAUUGCCAGAGAGUAUGGGCACGAGAAGACAGCUACUUUUCUUGAGGAGAUAACUGACAGGUACUCAUUUCCACUUGACUUUGGAAUGAAGUGAUUUAAAUACGAUUAAGAUUGCAAAAAGAUUGGGUUAUUCAGGGUGCUGAGAUACGGUCAUUAGAUUACUUCUAACAGAGAUGCGAGGGGUUGACAUCAGCCGUUAGACUGUCUCAGUGAAUUUUUUGUCACUCAGGUUGACAUGCACAAGAAGUGCGUUGAUAAAAUGAUCUGACAUGGCGGCUACCUUGAGGUUAUCAGACACAUUAGUUUUUUCUUUUUUAAUUAUAGCGUGCUUCUUUAGUUCCUAUGAAUUAAACACAUUUAUAACAUAGCUAGUAAAUUUGUCCGAUCAAAUUCGAUUGCGCGAGCGUGUUUCAUAUUCCUAUUGUGCACGCUCAUGACGUCAGCAAACAUAUAUCCUCGAGAAAAAAAUUUUCCAUCGGGUUGAAAAUGUUAUAAAACAAUUGGUUCAUAUGUCAGCUGUGCGUUCAUUGAGAUAUGAAGCACUUGGUAAGUUUGGAGAGCACUCAAGAAGCUAGAGUUGCUCUCGGCUACGCCUCGAGCAACUCUUACGCAUCUUUCGUGCUCUCCAAACUUCCCACGUGCUUCAUAUCUCGAUGAACGCACGCUGACGUAUGAACUAAUUGUUAAAUUUUUCUGCUUAGAUUUUCUAAAGAGGCCAGUGAAGCCCAAAACUACCCCCAGACAAUCGACUGGUCUGAGCUUGUGAGAGCUGCAGAGGAAGCACAAAAGCAGCCCGGUGAGUGAACAACUUUAGUACUGCUGAGUUAGAUUAUGUUUUUGGAUAUGUAUAUAGCUCGCAAGUUGUGAAAUGAUGUUUAUGCCAAAGUAACCACGGACCGUUAGAAUCGUAGAGGAGGGUGACGUAUGAGCAGUAACGUAUUGCUGAUUUAUUUUAAUUUUUACUUUUUUACCAAACAGACCUCAGCAAUGAAGAAGAGAGCUGUCAACUUGAAAGUAAUGUUGUAAAGGACACUGGUUAUUUAGGAGACAUCGACACCUCGUCCAACGAAUCUUGCCAGAGCGGUAGCUCCGAUUCUGAAGAUGACAUUCCUCGGGCGACUUCUAAAGGUAUCCUGUGAUAAUGUUUUUUGUCUUAAAUUGAUUUUUUUUACCGCAAAUUUUCUCCUUCUUUCCAUCUUAUGGGGGAAAUUGUAUCUUUAUUUAUAUUAAAACCCCCUCGCGGAACAUAAAUGUUUGAUUGCCAACAGUCGAAGUCUUAGCUGUAGUUAACGCAGCGCAUUGUACUUUUUUUCCGAAAUAGAAAUGAAUUACCCAGAAGAUAAGCUCAGCGAAAUUGCACUGGCACUUGAAGAUCAGGUAUUUGGAAUCAAGAAGGCAGCUGUGAGCCAAAGUCUGAUGUAUUUUUGUGAAACUAGACAUUUUAACCGAGAACAAGUAAAUUCUAUAGUGUCCAAGAAAGUUGUGUUACCGACCUUAGAAGGAUGGCAGCUCUCCCUUUUCAAAGAGGCAUCCGGCUUGAAACACCUGAGAAGUCUCAAUCGAUGUGAUACUUCUUUUUUCCUGUGCCCAGAACAGGAAAGUAUCCAAUGUCAUAUAAUCACGGAGUAUGAAAAGUGGUGCCUCCUGUUUAAAUACACGAAAUACAGCAGUUUACACAGUCGGACGUUCGCUGCUGAAGGUGGAGAAUUUGUAGAAGAAGUAAAUCUGGAAACCCAAACUGUUAUGAUGGGAGCCUCCUUUGGCUGCGCUGAAGACCUUCUUCGUAUGCAAUCAACAAGAGGUGAGGAACUGAUCGUAUUUGUAAUGAUUCAGGCUAAGUUAACUGAGGGGGAAUUAUUUUAUACUAUAAAAUGAAGCAAAUGAUCGGCCUUCAUCUCUAAGUUGUGUGUUACAUUUGCUAAAUUCCUGAACUUUGGUAUCUAUUAUCGUUUUUAAUGGUUUUUUCCAGAACUCGCAACAACGUCAGAUAAUCUGGAGCUAGCUGUUCAAUGGAGUUCGACUCAAGGGUCAACAAAAGAUUCUACUUCUUCCGAUUUAUGGGUGUUAACUUGUCUGUACCGUCCAUCGAGGAUUAUUUUGUUUGUUUAUGUAAGUGUCAAACAAGUGUAAAUACUCGUCAUUUCAUGAAUUUUUCUCUCUUAAAAGUGAAAGAAUUUCAGCUUUUUAAAAUUAUUCUUGUUUCAAUUUGUUAGUCAAGUGUUUUAAUUCCGCACUGGAAUUUUACGUACCGGACUUAUAACACUAGACUGACAACAACUAUUCACUUGACUCUGAUAAUUACUUCCGCUCAGGCGGUCGAAACAUCAGUCACUGAUACCAAAACAGUCCUUCCUAAGACUACCCUCAAAAGGACGAUCAGACUACACGAUCAGAUGUUACCCUCGGGUUCCAACCUUUUUACUGUAAAAGGCUGUCUGCUAAGAGAUAAACGACCAGUGUACUGACCAUACGCUUUCUCGUGAAAGUCUCUUUUCUUUUCCGUUUUGAGGUUGCAGACAACAGUGAUGUUUUGCCUCAAAAAGCGUAUUUUGACGAUGACAGAUACGAAUUGUCAACCCAGUACUGGCAGUGGCAGCGAUACUGCAGCAGUUUGUUUGAUGUCCAAAGUAGGCUACAAGAAAUGCGAAAACUAUCAGGUACUUAUUGCUUUGGGUUUACCUGGAGUUUUAUGAUUCGGUUCUUGGUGAGGUUCUGAAUUGUUCUCAGGCUUUUAUAACACGAAUCUAACUGCGAAUUUUUUUGCGUGAAUUAUAUCUUAAUUGGAUGAUAAGUUAAUUGAUACGUACAACAAGUUCUUUAAUUUGAUUUAUUUUCCUUUUAUUGUUAGAACAAAUGAGACCAGAAUUCGGCCCAACUCCUCAUCCUACAUACAGGGCAAAGGUAUGUUUGUGGUUUUCAGUGAGAUUAACGGUUUUGGUGGCUUUGAUGUGUAUUAUUUUACAGCAAAUACCAGUCAACCGAUAUCUCAUAAUAUGCCUAGUCAAGAAAUCCAAGCCCUUAAGAUUGAAAGUUUUCUCCGUGAGAAAUUAAAGUGAGAGCAAAAAAUAAUCCAAGUUUGCAUCGUCCUUCUUCUACAAUGCAAUUUGGCUCUUAGAAUAGCUUAAUUGUUACUUGAAUUUUUUUUUUCAUUUAUGAGUUGUAAAGAGGGCGCAAGAUAUCUCUCAGUAAUAUCUCGAGAUGUAAGAUAUAGAUCGAUAUAGAAAUCGCAAUGACGCGCAGUAGGCAUAUGAACGAUACGUUUUUUCUCGGCAGUUGUUUCCUCAAGUACAAGGCAAGCACGUGUUACGCCAGCCUGAAUGCUGUCCUACCUGGUUAUAUACCAUGAUGCAUCAAUGUUGGGUCUAUGUUCCAGUAGAAAGGCCACCUUUCAUCGCCAUAUUUGAUGGCAUCUCGUCGAGGUUAGUCAUGAUAAAUAACCCUAAGCAUCGCACUUUUUAAAUUAGGACUUUGUGUAUCGCAACGCGAUACAGGUCGUAGGCAAACUUCUCGCGUGAUUCAAUGACGAAGGUACCACCAUUCGCUCUUGGAGUAUAUAGGCACAAUCGUCGCAGAAACAAACUCUUUCGGAAUAUUCGAAGAACUCUAAUUUAAACACGACUGAUCGCUUGGUUCAUCUGCUUGAAACUUGAUAAGGGAAAGGAAAAACCUCUGCCUUUCUAGAUCCUUUUUUCACUUUUAACCUAUCAGUCAUAUGACCUGUUAGGUGCUCUAAAAUAAAGUUGUCUUUAAAAAAAAACAAGCCAAACGAAACAAAACAAAAACAAGUUCUGAAAUUUUUCAUCACCAACUAAUUAAGAGGAAUUUAAGUAAUCAUUGAGAGAAAACGUAAGAAAGCUAGUGCAUCGGUAUAUUUAUAAGAUAUAACAGUUUGUUUAAAUUUGUCAUUAGAUGAUUCAACUUAAAGGUUCAAACGUAAUAAUUCAAAGUUAGCUGAACACGGUCACAACAUUUUGGAUAUUGCAGCGAAAUUGAUUUUUCUUGUAUUAAACACACCCUUCUUCACUGGGUACUGAAGUGCGGACCUCGUUGCGCUGUGCCGAGUACUUUCCCAUCCGGGCAACCUCCACUCAGUCAAUAAGUACAUAUCAUUCUUCCUUUUAGGGCACUAGGGGCGCGCUUAAUAGCGACUUGGUUAAGUCAAUUUGACCAUGGAAUGUCUUUACCCCUGAAUAAAUACCAGUCAGAGGAUCUUUGCCUUGUAAACGACAAAACAAAUCCUCCAUCCUCAAGCGUCAAAGUGACUGGUUACCACAGCGAUGGAAAGGAAAAGUUAUACGAAGGAGAAUUACAUGAGAACGAUGGAAAUAAUGGGGUCUACAUUGACAAACACCUCUUACUCCAAGAAAGAAUAAACAAUGAAAAAGGACUUCCCCUGAUUACAGCACAUCCCCCUUCUAAAGUCUUCUAUGGAGUCAGCGAAGGAAUCAGUGACACCCAAAGCGAGGUCAAUAUCGAAACUUCAUCCAUCUGUCCGCCUGGUUGUAAGUGGAUAUCACGAAAACAGAGAAUUGGUUGGCACGACGGUGAGACUCGCAGCCUCAGUAAAGGUUUGGCGGAUAGCACGUCAUCAACUUUCACCCUAACAUUCAACAGCAAAGAUGAUUACUGGUGGAGAGACAAUGUAAAUCGACUGGGUGGGGAUUUGGCGAAGAGUACGUCAUUAAAUGCAUUCACUCUAACAAUCAACAGCAUAGACAGAUACCUGUGUGGAGACCGGGGAAAAGGCCGGGGUGAAGGUUUGGCGAGGAGUACGUUAUUGACUGCAUUCACCCAAAUAAUUAACAGCGUCUACAGAUACCUGUGUGGAGACUGGGGAAAAGGCCUGGUUGAGGCUUUGGCGAAGAGUACGUCAUUAACUGCAUUCACGCUAAAAAUCAACAGCGUCAACGGAUACCUGUGUGGAGACUGGGGAAAUGGCCUGGGUGAGGGUUUAGCAAAGAGUACGUCAUUAACUGCAUUUACCCUAACAAUCAACAACGUUGGAAGAUACCUGAUAGGAGACUGGGGGGAAGGCCUGGGUGAGGGUUUGGCGAAGAGUACAUCAAUAACUGCUUUCACCCUAACAAUCAACAGCAAAGACGAAUACCUGGAUGGAGACUGGGGAAAAGGCCUGGGUGAGGGUUUGGCAAAGAGUACGUCAUUAACUGCUUUCACCCUAACAAUCAACAGCGCCGACGGAUACCUGGCUGGAAAUUGGGGAAAAGGUCUGGGUGAGGCUUUGGCAAAGAGUACGUUUUUAACUGCUUUCACCCUAACAAUCAACAACGUUGGCAGACGCCUGGAUGGAGACUGGGGAAAAGGCCUGGGUGAAGGUUUAGCGAAGAGCACGUCAUUAACUGCUUUCACCCUAACAAUCAACAGCGUCGACAGAUGCCUGGAUGGAGGCUGGGGAAAAGGCCUGGGUGAGGGUUUGGCAAAGAGUACGUCAUUAACUGCUUUCACCCUAACAAUCAACAGCGUCGAGGGAUACCUGGCUGGAGACUGGGGAAAAGGCCUGGGUGAGGCUUUGGCGAAGAGUACAUCAAUAACUGAUUUCACCCUGUUAGUCAACAACGACGGCGGAUACCUGUAUGUAGAUUGGGGCAAAGGCCUGGGCGAAGGUUUGGCGAAGAGCUCAUCGAUAACCGCAUUCACUGUAAUAAGCAUUCUGACCAAAUGCAUAAUUGGGGAAUGGGUUGAAUACCUGAGGAGAAGUUUACGAAAUAGUAAGUUGUUGUUGUCUGAAAAUGUGAGCAUAGCUGACAGCAAUACUCUGAAUAGAUGUCCCUUCUCAUUUGAUCUUGAUAGAGGUCUCCGCGUAAGCCCACCGUCUAGUAAAUGGAAUCGACACUUUUAUCACGAAAAGGAAAGUUUAGACUCAGGAUCUCCAGAUUUUUCAAAGUAUUCAAUCAAAUUUACGGAACAGAAAAUCAAGACGUAUAUGGUUGCGUCGUGCCCUGACGCGAAGAAUGAGAGAAUGCGAAAAAAAUGCACGAGAAAAUACGGUGACGAUAUCUUUGUUGGAAAAGAUGAAAACUUACGUGAAGUCUUGUUAUAGACCCAUUCUUAAUCUUUCAAUCCUCUAGGGAAGGUGUAAACCAAAUCUAUAUCUGACGUAACCGAGCAUUCAAGAGCAUUGAGAAAACGAAAAAAGAACUUUGGAAAGAAGCAAGUCGUUGCACCUUUCACAUAAUGACACUACCGAAAAAUUAACUUGUAAUUCACAGGCUCUAACACGCCAUACUAAAGUGCUCGAACAAUUAAAAAGAACUUCGCUCUCAAUGUGCUCAGUUCAAAUAACCUCGUUUGAAGGAAAGAUUCAUUAUGUUGUCAAGCUCCACUUCAGUUUUUCUUUUUCGCAUCUUGCUGAAAUAAUUUUUGCUGAAAAGUCAGAUUUGUAGAGCUCUCUUAUUGAAAAUAUACAUUUAUGGC
Messenger RNA from Pocillopora meandrina, 17310 nucleotides. Lineage: Eukaryota; Metazoa; Cnidaria; Anthozoa; Scleractinia; Pocilloporidae. The record is from the annotation of a GenBank genome assembly.